AUGUCUAUCCGCGAGGAUCUAGUGACCUCUGCAAUUCAAUUUCUACAAGACCCAAGCGUCGCGUCAUCAUCGGUCGAAAGCCGCAUCUCGUUCCUUCGAAGCAAGAACUUGACGCAAGAGGAAAUCGACGUCGCGCUAUCUCGAACAGGUGGCAGCGCACCAGCAGCUCCCAGUGCGCCCUUUCCCAGCGCGCCCGCCGGCCCUCCUCCUGGUCAACAAUACUAUCCCCCCUAUCCACAACAUGCCUGGCAACCACCACCACCUCCUCCGCGCAGGGACUGGAGGGAUUGGUUCAUCAUGGCUACGGUAGUUGGAGGAGUGUCUUAUGGUCUCUACGAGCUCGGCAAGCGUUACGUAUACCCCAAUGUAGCACCCCCGACACCGGAGAAGCUAGAACAGGACAAGAAAUCAAUCGAGGACCAGUUCGACCGAGCUUUUACACUGGUUGAGCAACUUGCAAAGGAUACGGAGAGCUUAAAGAAUGCCGAGAAGGAGAGAACCGAGAAGCUAGAUACGGCGAUCGCGGAUCUCGAGACAGUUAUGACUGAUCUCAAGGCUUCCAACCGACGACGCGAGGACGAUGCGAACCGAAUCAGGGACGAGGUCCAGUCUCUCAAGGACGCGAUUCCCAAGGCUCUCGAGAACCAAAAGUCCCUGACUGAUAACCGCCUGCGCGAAAUCAACAGUGAGCUUACCAGCCUCAAGACAUUGGUUUCUCAGCGCAGCGCCACCGCGAGCUCCUCAACCAUGAACUACAUGCGAAAUGCUGGCGGUAGCGUGGGCACUCCUGCUGCCGCUGCUCCUACUCCUGGUGCUUCUACUUCUGCUGCUCCGAUCAACGGAGAAAAGGCGGCAGUUCAGUCGGCCACCACUACCCCUGUGGCCGAGGUUCCCAAGCCAACAUUCCCCUCCGCUCCUCAGCUUAACCGUUCAUCCUCCCCUCUUGCCAACAUGACGGGCAAGAAAUCUAUUCCGGCCUGGCAGAUGGCCAUGGCCAACCAGAAUGAUACUUCUUCGACUCAAGUCAAGGCCGACGAGUCCAAGGCUGGCGCAAGUUCAAGCUCUUGA
This is a messenger RNA of Fusarium pseudograminearum CS3096, 1068 nucleotides long. RefSeq lists its product as uncharacterized. The record is from RefSeq and is a predicted model, not a curated record. The coding region runs from base 1 to 1068 and encodes 355 amino acids. Gene Ontology annotation, biological process: protein import into peroxisome matrix, docking. Lineage: Eukaryota; Fungi; Ascomycota; Sordariomycetes; Hypocreales; Nectriaceae. The transcript is spliced from 4 exons. Gene Ontology annotation, molecular function: signaling receptor binding. Gene Ontology annotation, cellular component: peroxisomal membrane; peroxisomal importomer complex.